AGAGCUUCCCAGCAGGAAAUAUUCCAGGAGAUCCAGCUGCUCGUCCAGUCUGCCCUGGACGGGUAUAUCCCGUUUGCAUCUUCGCCUAUGGACAGAUGGGAAGUGGCAAAACCUUCACCAUGGAAAGGCUGGAACCACCCAGAGAUCCUGAAUCCCGCGGGAUGAUCCCAAGGGCCUUCCAGCACCUCUUCCACAGCACCCACAACAAAGCUGGGAGUACUGGUUUUCUGCCAGUUUCCUGGAGAUCUACAACGAAUCCCUGUGGGAUCUGCUGCUCCCAGAAGGGGAGCGUGGAGCGGAGCUGGAGAUCCGACGGAUUGGCCCCAACACCGACCAGCUCCAUGUGCCCAACCUCACCUGGGCGCCCGACCGAGGAGGAGGUGCUGGAGCUGCUGCAGCGAGCGGGUUCCCAGCGUUCCGUGGCCCGGAUGGGGCUCAAUGAUCGCUCAUCCCGGAGCCAUUCCAUGUUCCAGCUGCGCAUCCACGGGGAGCACCAGGCCAGGGACCUGCAAUCCCACUCCUUGCUGACCCUGGUGGACCUGACGGGCUCGGAGCACCUGGAAAAGUUGGGAUCUGUCAGGAAUCGGCUCCGGGAAACCCAAUCCAUCAAUUCCAGCCUCAGCGCCCUCGGGCUCAUCAUCGAGGAUCCAUCCCUGAUUUGGAUCAGGGACCUGUGUGCCAAGGGAUUCAUCCCCACCGCCCUUUUUCUGUCCCAAAAUGCUUCCCCCAUUUCCAGCUGCCGUGGAAUUGGAGCUUCACUCAUAACAUUUCCCCCUGGGAUUAACCUCCUGGAGCUCCUGCAGUUGGAUUUCACAGGGAAAAUAAGCAGGAUUUCCUUGGAAAACGUCACCUCCCAACUGCUCAAACAUCAGUCACCUCAAGGGUGA
This is a messenger RNA of Neopelma chrysocephalum (saffron-crested tyrant-manakin), 887 nucleotides long. RefSeq names its product kinesin-like protein KIFC1. Gene Ontology annotation, molecular function: microtubule motor activity; microtubule binding; ATP binding. The coding region runs from base 96 to 887 and encodes 263 amino acids. Lineage: Eukaryota; Metazoa; Chordata; Aves; Passeriformes; Pipridae. Gene Ontology annotation, biological process: microtubule-based movement. The transcript has 2 exons. The record is from RefSeq and is a predicted model, not a curated record.